Molecule: messenger RNA, 960 nt
Organism: Symbiodinium necroappetens
Lineage: Eukaryota; Dinophyceae; Suessiales; Symbiodiniaceae
Source: the annotation of a GenBank genome assembly
GUGGCUCCAGCCGCUCCUUCUGUCAGCCGCACCUACACGCAGUUCUCUGAAAGGAGAUCCGCGCCAGCUGACUUGGCUUCCAGCCCAGCCUGGACCGUGUCCACUUCUGCCAUUGCUGCAGGUGCAGUUGCUGCGCUUCGGCGGCAAUCAACCCGGCGGGCGCAGCGCCAAAGGCUGCCUGCCCCGUUGCGCGUGGCAACGUUGGAGAAGCCGGACGUCGUGGAGCGCGAGGACAUCCGCAACAUCGCAAUCAUUGCCCAUGUCGACCACGGCAAGACCACGUUGACCAAUGCUCUCAUGAAGCAGUGUGGCAUGGAAAAGGUCAAGUCCAUGGACAGCGAUCAGCUGGAGCAGGAGCGAGGCAUCACCAUUCUGGCGAAGAACGCCGCGGUGAACUACAAAGGCAUUAAGAUCAAUAUCGUUGACACACCGGGCCACGCUGACUUCGGUGGUGAAGUUGAACGCAUCCUGAACAUGGCAGACGGCUGCCUUCUGCUUGUCGAUGCAGCGGAAGGCCCCAUGCCGCAGACGAAAUUUGUCCUGAGGCAGGCUCUGAAGCUGGGCAAGAGGAUCAUUGUCUGCAUCAACAAGGUGGACAAGCCCGCCUCUCGACCAGACUGGGUCCUCGACACCACCUUCGACCUGUUCGGCUGCUUGGGUGCUGAUGAUGAGGCUUGUGACUUCCCGGUGGUCUACGCCUCCGGUUUUAGGGGUGUGGCCUCUGUCGAUGGGCCCGAUGAUCUCAAGGAGGACUUGACACCUCUGCUGGACACGAUCCUCGAGGAGACUCCAAAGCCCAAGGUUGACAACGAUGCUCCUCUGCAGAUGCUGGUGUCCAACCUGGACUACGACGACUAUGUCGGGCGCAUCUGCAUUGGUCGCCUGGUCUCCGGCGAGCUGACCGUGGGCCAGGAGAUUGGCAUCAUGUACGGCGAAGACGGAGAGCUGCGCAAGGGAAAC